AUGGUUAAGACUUCAGUCCUCAACGAUGCGCUCAAUGCCAUCAACAACGCCGAGAAGUCCGGAAAGCGACAGGUCCUGAUCCGUCCCUCCUCCAAGGUCAUCGUCAAGUUCCUCAGUGUCAUGCAAAAGCACGGUUACAUUGGCGAGUUCGAGGAGGUCGAUGAUCACCGAUCUGGCAAGAUUGUCAUCCAAUUGAACGGCCGUCUCAACAAGACUGGUGUCAUCUCCCCAAGAUACAACGUCCGCCUCGGUGAGCUCGAGAAGUGGGUUGUCAAGCUUCUCCCAUCGCGUCAAUUCGGUUACAUCGUCCUCACCACCUCUGCCGGUAUCAUGGACCACGAGGAGGCCCGUCGCAAGCACGUUGCCGGAAAGAUCAUUGGUUUCUUCUACUAG
Molecule: messenger RNA, 393 nt
Organism: Cadophora gregata
Lineage: Eukaryota; Fungi; Ascomycota; Leotiomycetes; Helotiales; Ploettnerulaceae
Gene: RPS22
Product: 40S ribosomal protein S22
Exons: 3
Coding region: 1-393 (130 amino acids)
Biological process (GO): translation
Cellular component (GO): cytosolic small ribosomal subunit; ribosome
Molecular function (GO): structural constituent of ribosome
Source: RefSeq, a predicted model, not a curated record